CCGAGCGAACUUCCCCGCGGCGCUCCGUCAUGGAGCCUCCCGGGAUGGACUAUUUCUGCGCCCAGGUGCAGCAGAAGGACGUGGGCCGCAGGCUGCAGGUCGGCCAGGAGCUACUGGAGUACCUGGGCGACCCCGCCCGCUCCCCCGACGUGGAGCAGGAUCAGCAGCGCCUCGACAAAGUGAUCGACGAGCUGGCGGCCUGGGUCAACUCCAGCAACUUUAAGGUGGCGUUACUGGGAUUAGAUGUUUUAGGUGCCUUUGUCCACAGACUAUCAGGACGCUUUAAAUCCUACAUAGGAACCGUUCUCCUGCCUUUAAUAGAUCGUAUGGGAGAUGCCAAAGAUCAAGUUCGAGAGCAAGCACAGAAUCUCAUACUGAAGUUGAUGGAGGAGGCAGCACCGCCCAUGUACAUUUGGGAACGCCUUGCUGUUGGUUUUAAACACAAGAAUUACCGAUCCCGAGAAGGAGUGUGUUUGUGUCUUAUUGCAACCUUAAACAUUUACGGUGCCCAACCAUUAAGUCUCAACAAGUUAGUACCACAUCUGUGUGCAGCAUUUGGUGACUCAAACAGUCAGGUGAGAGAUGCUGCCAUUCUAGCUAUUGUGGAGGUGUAUAGACAUGUGGGAGAGAAAGUACGACUAGAUCUUUCAAAAAGAGGAAUUCCUUCUGGAAGGUUGCAAACAAUCUUUACAAAAUUUGAUGAAGUGAGAGACUCUGGAAAUAUGAUUUUAAGUAACAUCAGUGACAAAAGCUUCGAUGAUGAAGAGUCGGUGGAUGGAAAUAGGCCAUCAUCAGCUGCUUCAGCCUUCAAGAUUCCUGCACCUAAAAAGCCAGGAAAUCCUUCCAACAGUGCAAGGAAGCCGGGUUCUGCUGGUGGGCCAAAGGUUGGAGGUUCCUCUAAAGAAGGGGGAGCUGGAGCUGUGGAUGAAGAUGAUUUUAUUAAGGCAUUUACAGAUGUUCCUACUGUACAGAUCUAUUCUAGUCGAGAACUUGAAGAAACAUUGAACAAAAUCAGGGAAAUCCUCUCAGAUGACAAACAUGAUUGGGAUCAACGAACCAAUGCGCUCAAGAAAGUUCGGUCGUUGCUUGUUGCUGGGGCUGCACAAUAUGAUGGGUUUUUCCAGCAUUUACGGUUGUUGGAUGGUGCGUUCAAGCUGUCAGCCAAGGAUCUGAGAUCCCAGGUGGUUAGAGAAGCAUGUAUUACUGUAGCCCAUCUUUCAACUGUUCUGGGAAACAAGUUUGAUCAUGGCGCUGAAGCUAUUGUGCCUACUCUUUUUAAUCUGGUUCCCAACAGCGCCAAAGUGAUGGCAACUUCUGGGUGUGCAGCCAUUAGAUUCAUUAUUCGGCAUACCCACGUGCCCCGACUCAUACCUUUAAUAACAAGCAACUGUACCUCAAAAUCGGUUGCAGUUAGAAGGCGCUCCUUUGAAUUUUUAGACCUGUUAUUACAAGAGUGGCAAACGCAUUCAUUGGAAAGGCAUGCAGCUGUCUUAGUUGAAACGAUCAAGAAGGGCAUUCAUGAUGCUGAUGCAGAAGCAAGAGUGGAGGCAAGGAAGGCUUAUUUGGGUCUUAGAAAUCACUUUCCUAGUGAAGCAGAGACUCUGUACAAUUCUCUUGAGCCACCUUAUCAAAGAAGCCUCCAGACAUACUUGAAGAAUUCUGGCAGUAUAGCAUCUCUCCCUCAGUCAGACAGGUCAUCUUCUAGCUCACAGGAGAGCCUCAAUCGUCCUCUAUCUUCUAAAUGGUCUGCAGCCAGCCCAGCCAGCUUUGCAGGCAGGGUUUCGGGCAGCAGCAAGAGUGUUCCAAGCCCAGGAACUCUGCAAAGGUCUCGCAGUGACAUUGAUGUUAAUGCUGCUGCAGGGGCAAAGGCCCGCCAUGCUUCUGGACAGACAGCUGGAGCUGGGCGCUUGUCAGCAGCUGGUCUGCCUCCAGGAUCCUAUGCUUCACUAGAGGAUACUUCUGACAAGAUGGAUGGAACAGCUUCUGAAGAUGGUCGUAUACGAACAAAGCUUUCAACACCUUCUGUUGGUAUUGGAAAUUCUAAAACAGAUUCCAGAGGGCGGAGUAGAACCAAAGUGGUCUCUCAGUCUCAGCCUGGCAGUAGAUCUGGAUCUCCUGGAAGAGUUUUGACAACAACUACGCUCUCCACUGUGAACACAGGUGUUCAGAGAGUAUUAGUGAACCCUGCCGCUGCGCAAAAACGAAGCAAAAUCCCAAGAAGUCAGGGAUGCAGUAGAGAAGCUAGUCCUUCUAGAUUGUCAGUAGCACGAGGCAGCCGCAUUCCUCGGCCUAGUGUGAGUCAGGGGUGCAGUCGGGAGGCCAGCCGCGAAAGUAGCAGGGACACGAGCCCUGUCCGCUCUUUUCCACCCCUUGCUUCCAGACAUCACUCCAGAUCCACUGGUGCCCUCUACGCUCCUGAUGCUUAUGGGGCUACAGGUACCAGCUUUGGAAUUAGUCAGUCGAGUAGAUUGUCAUCGUCAGUUAGUGCUAUGCGAGUUCUGAACACGGGUUCUGAUGUGGAAGAGGCAGUAGCAGAUGCUUUGAAGAAGCCUGUGCGAAGAAGAUACGAGUCUUACGGGAUGUACUCUGAUGAUGAUGCCAACAGUGAUGCAUCAAGUGCCUGUUCAGAAAGGUCCUACAGCUCUAGGAAUGGAAGCAUACCAACAUACAUGAGACAGACAGAAGAUGUGGCUGAAGUCCUAAAUCGCUGUGCUAGCUCCAACUGGUCAGAGAGAAAAGAAGGCCUUCUGGGCCUGCAAAAUUUAUUAAAGAACCAGAGAACUUUAAGUCGUGUUGAGUUGAAAAGGCUGUGUGAAAUCUUCACAAGAAUGUUUGCUGAUCCUCACAGUAAGAGAGUGUUCAGUAUGUUUUUGGAGACACUGGUGGACUUCAUCCAGGUCCAUAAAGAAGAUCUGCAGGACUGGCUAUUUGUACUGCUGACCCAGCUAUUGAAGAAAAUGGGCGCUGAUUUGCUUGGGUCUGUACAAGCAAAAGUUCAGAAGGCACUUGAUGUCACAAGGGAAUCAUUUCCAAAUGAUCUUCAGUUCAGUAUUUUAAUGAGAUUUACUGUUGACCAGACCCAAACACCUAGUUUGAAGGUAAAAGUUGCAAUUCUUAAAUAUAUAGAGACUCUCGCACAGCAGAUGGAUCCAGGAGAUUUUGUAAAUUCAAGUGAAACUAGGUUAGCAGUGUCUCGAAUCAUCACCUGGACCACAGAACCUAAAAGCUCAGAUGUUAGGAAGGCUGCACAGUCAGUACUGAUUUCCCUUUUUGAACUAAAUACUCCCGAGUUUACAAUGCUGCUGGGUGCUUUACCAAAAACAUUUCAGGAUGGAGCAACAAAGCUUCUUCAUAAUCAUCUCCGAAAUACAGGCAACAGUGGUCAGGGUUCAAUGGGAAGUCCUUUGACAAGGCCUACUCCGCGCUCCCCAGCAAGCUGGUCAAGUCCUCUCACUUCCCCAACCAAUACAUCGCAGAACACUUUGUCACCAAGUGCAUUUGACUAUGAUACAGAAAAUAUGAAUUCUGAAGAUAUUUACAGUUCUCUUCGUGGAGUCACUGAAGCCAUUCAGAAUUUCAGUUUCCGUAGUCAAGAAGAUAUGAAUGAACCUGUGAAACGGGAUUCAAAAAAAGAUGAUAUUGAUUCAAUCGGCAGUGCUUCUGGAAUAGUAGACCUACGAGCAGGAAGUGGUGUGAGUGAUACAGGCCGAACAGCUCUUGAUAACAAAACAUCACUACUCAACACAAUGCCUCCUCACUCUUCACCACGCUCACGAGAUUAUAACCCAUACAAUUAUUCUGAUAGUUCAUUUAAUAAAUCAGCUUUGAAGGAAGCCAUGUUUGAUGAUGAUGCAGAGCAAUUUCCUGAUGAGCCUCCCAUGGAUCAUUCUGAUCUAGUUGCAGAGUUACUAAAAGAGUUAUCAAACCAUAACGAGAGAGUUGAGGAAAGAAAGGCUGCCCUCUAUGAGCUCAUGAAGUUAACUCAAGAAGAGUCUUUUGGUGUUUGGGAUGAGCACUUCAAAACAAUACUGCUUUUGCUGCUUGAAACACUUGGAGACAAAGAGCAUGCAAUUAGAGCUUUGGCCUUGAAAGUUCUAAGAGAAAUCCUAAGAAAUCAGCCAGCGAGGUUUAAGAAUUACGCAGAGCUCACAAUAAUGAAGACAUUAGAAGCACAUAAGGAUCCUCAUAAGGAGGUGGUGAGAUCUGCUGAAGAAGCUGCUUCUAUGCUGGCCACUUCCAUUAGCCCAGAUCAGUGCAUCAAAGUCCUUUGUCCAAUUAUCCAGACUGCAGAUUACCCCAUUAAUCUGGCUGCAAUCAAAAUGCAGACAAAAGUCAUAGAGAGAGUAUCUAAAGAAACUCUUACCCAGCUUUUACCGGAAAUUGUGCCAGGUUUAAUACAGGGUUAUGAUAAUUCAGAGAGCAGUGUUCGUAAGGCAUGUGUUUUCUGCCUUGUAGCCAUUCAUGCAGUAAUAGGUGAUGAACUAAAACCACAUCUCAGUCAACUCACUGGCAGUAAAAUGAAGUUAUUGAACCUUUACAUCAAGCGUGCACAAACAGGCUCUGGACCAGGGGAUACAACAGCAGAUAUGUCUGGACAAAGCUAAUGAAGCUGACGAGAAUUAACCAGCUCUCCUAAAGCAAGGGCAAAGCCCUCAUCAAGUGAAAGGAAAAUUCUUACACAAAAAUUUUGGAACUCUUGUUUCUUUUUCUUUUUUUCUGUUUUUUUCUUUUUUUUUUUUCCCUUAACCAAUGGCUAUCUUCAGCCUGCAUGUGACUGUUGCAAUAGAAUUAUUCCAAAUCUAAGGAAAAGCAGUAUUAACAUCAGCUGAUCAAAGCAAAAUAAAAUUUAAAAAUAACCUAAUUCAUCCGUUAUCCUGUUGCAAUCCUCUGUGUCUUCCCAUUAACUUUUGCCAGUGUUAUUGUAUUAAAAAAGAUUUUUUUAAUGCUAAUUAAACAGGUAUGCUUUAAGCUUCAGAAGUUAAAAUAUAAAUUCUGUUGCUUUUUCUCAGCUGCAGAUAACAUUGUUUUUAUUGCUAUUUUGUUUGAGUAUUGUGUCCUUCGCUAGAAACAAGAAGUGAUGUGAAACUAGGCAGAACUAGUCUGAACUGCAGUGAGACUCAGUCGCUGCUGGUGGUUCAUCAUCUUAUUUACAGCUUGUUUGGGAUAUUCCAGAGAUUGAGAAAUAUGCCUAUAAAAAAGCUGGAUCGAUCCAGUUCUGUAAAAGUGAUAUUGUUCAUUGGUUGUAUGUUUGUUGCAUAAAUAAGAAUUUAGUGUGCACAGCAGAGGACUGGUACAACCAGUACCUCUUAGUGUGGGAGACAGCCCUUUCAGGGUAGCACUGCCGACCUGGUGAUAGAGUGGCAGUCUGCUUUUAGCUGCAGAGUUAAUGGUCACUUGAUGGACGUGAACCAUCCUUGCCACCUUUCAUUCUUCAAGCAGGAUGCUUCAGAAUGGAGUGCUCUGCCCAAGCAUGCUCAGUAUGUAUUUAUCACUAGAAUGUUUCCUCUCAACCUAAUUGCUGGAACCAGUAGUCUUGUAUUGUAACUCACAUGGGAUUUUAUGACAACAGUGCAGAAAACUAUUUAUUCGUUAUCUUCCUACAAGCACCAAGAUUUUCUGCACUGAAUUUAAAUGGGGGGGGAGGGAAUAGUCACAAAUGCUAUCGAUCUUUCCACCUUCUAAUUUAAAAAAUUAUAUAUUUUGGAUGAGUUGGGAAAGCUGCACCGAACUGUUUGCAUGGUUUUCUUGAAUAGCAUCCUCAAGACCCAUCUGGAUUAAGGUGUGGAAAUGUUUCCAGGGUUUGUUUUUCCAUUUUGAAAAAGAGUUAGUUUAUUGUGAAUAAUGGUUCUUUGUAUUUAUGAACUUGAUAAUGGAAAGAGAAAAAAGAUCAAGUAAAUGUGUCCCUAAAUGUUCUCAUCUUUUUUUUUUUUUUUUUUUUUUUUUUUGUCUUUGAUAUAAACAACAAGUUAAUUAACUGAGAACUGGGAUAAGCAGCACCCUUCCCAGAAAUGGUGGGAACUCUUUUUCCCUAGCUUUUUUUUCCCUUUGAUUGUGGUGUUGUCUAGUUGUAGGAAGUAUAUCCUGAUAAGAGAGAAAAUUGUAGUGCCAAGGAUGAUGAUCGAUGCUAGGCUAAAAUUCUCUCUACCUCUUCAGGGUGACUAAUUUUUUGGCUGAGCUGCUGCAUAUAGCACCUGGUGGAAGAACUAGCUACAGAAAAUGUCUUUGUUUUUUUCCCAAAUUAUCACUUAAUGCAUAUUGAAAACUCUAUUCUUCAACACACAGCCAAAUAUUGCAAGAACUGUUUAUACACUUUACUUGCUAGGUACCCUGAAAAACGGAACUGAAUUAAAAAAAUGUCAGAUGCUUGUAGUUAAAUGAAAGGUUGUUUUCACUUUAGUUGGAAGUGAAUCCGAUAGAAAAGCUGAGAUGUUGUUGUUAAAGAAGCAAUGCCAUUACAGAGAUUUAUUUGGAGGAAAAGUUGUAGAAAUAUAUGUAAAGACUUCAAAUCAAGGCUGUCAUAACUUGUCACUAGCCCUUCUUAGCAGCUACAUCAGGAAAAUAGUAUCUCCUCUUUCUUUCCUUUGUUAUGUGUAACAUUCUUGUUGUUUUCUACCGUUUAAUUACAUUGUGUAUUUAUAGUUCUAUGCUUACCAUUGUGCAUAUACUGGCAAUAAAAUGUACAUAACAUUACUUAAAAAAAAAAUUAGCAAUGUAUACAUUCUGUUUUUCUGAUUUAUUUGAUCUCAUGUUAUAAGAAAGGUUAUAAAGUCAUUGAAACAGUAUUGGUUUAAAAAAUAAUCUUCAUGUUUUUGUGUCUAAAUGAUGUUUCUUUAGAUACUCUGUUAGUAAAUCUGACAGCAUUUGAGAACAUGGUGUGAAUAUAGGUAUGCUAGACAAAAAUAGUUUUUGGAAAUUGAAUAGGAUCUUUAUGAAUACCAAAUUUCCUUCAUCUCAGCAGGCUUCUUGUUUGCUGUUUCAUUUAUUUGUACAUUAUGCAUUGCUAGCAUUUUAUUUUUUUAAUAUUUCAAAAAUAUUUUUCAGUUUAAUAUCUUGUAGUUUUACAUUUUGAUUAUAUGAAAUAUCGUUUUAAAAUGGCACAAAUUCUAAGUUUAAUAGUCCCAUAUAUUAUUCCUGCUUUUUCUACAGGUAAUAUUUAUUUUCAAAUGAUCAUUUCAAGAUGACUUUGCUUAGUCAUCUUUUUGAAGAUGUUAUUUCAUACUGAAAAAUAAGUUUAUUGAAACAUACCAUAUAUAUUCUGGAUGGAAGUAAUUUUUUAUCUGUAAACAAAAGUUGGUAAGAAAGAAAUGUUUUUAUCCCCUAUGACUGUAAAGUUUUACUCCAGGGGGAGGAGAGGAGAUAUUUACACAAAGUUUGUCCCUCGGUUACACUUCAAAGACACCUUUAAUUGUUCUAAAUGUGACAUCCCAUCUACUGAAAGUCUAAAUGCAAUAUAUUUAAAUUGAUAUUUUAAUUAUGAUCUGAUUAGUUCUGUUCCCAACAAAGAUGGGGCUGCUGUAUGUGCUUAGAAUUUGUAUUAAAUGAAGCCAUCAGAAUGUAAGAAAUUGCAACAAAAUGUUCUCCGCUGCAGCCAGUUACCAGAUUAGCUGCACUGCUUUUUGCCUUCAUUUCCUAUAUUACAAAUAGACAAAAGCUCAAUUAAAAUUGAGCUGUGAUUAGUCAUGCCUUAUGUUUGUACUGGAGGUGGUUUAUCUUAAAAAAAAAAAACAAAAAAACCCACAACCAUGAAGUCCUGUGAAAAAUCAGGACAAUUCCCGUUGUUCUUUUUCAGAAAGGCUUUCUUAAUAUCCUGUAAAGAUAGGACAUUGCAGUGGUUUGAAUACUGAAAUGUGAUUCUUAAAGGUUGAUUUUGGGCUUAAACGGGAGGAAGAAGGAAAGAAAACUACAUGCAGAAUCAGGAUAGAAAAUGCAUGUCUUGGAUGUCUUGGACUUGGAUGUCUUUUGCUUUAAAUGAUUUUGGGUAAUAUAUUAUGUUCAGCUAAAAUUGGGAUAGUAAAUGUAAAUUGAAAGGAGAGUUGAUCAUGUAAAUUUCCCUGAGUUUGGUUGCUUGUUUGUUUUUAAAGAUAAAUACUGGAACAGA
Numida meleagris (helmeted guineafowl) is the source of this 8098-nucleotide messenger RNA. RefSeq names its product cytoplasmic linker associated protein 2 (gene CLASP2). Gene Ontology annotation, molecular function: microtubule binding. The coding region runs from base 30 to 4604 and encodes 1524 amino acids. The record is from RefSeq and is a predicted model, not a curated record. The transcript has 40 exons. Lineage: Eukaryota; Metazoa; Chordata; Aves; Galliformes; Numididae. Gene Ontology annotation, cellular component: cytoplasmic microtubule; microtubule organizing center; mitotic spindle. Gene Ontology annotation, biological process: mitotic spindle assembly.